CUCAUCUCCUUCUCCCUCCCUCUGUUUUUUCCAUGGCUGUCUCUUUUAAAUUGUCUGCGACUAUUGCUUUCUUUGUUGGACAUACAUUUUUGGGGCUGGGUAGCUCAGCGAAGUUUGAUGAGCUUUUCCACCCUGCUUGGGCUAACGAUCACUUCAUCAAUGAAGGAGACAUCCUUAAGCUCAAACUUGAUAACUUUUCUGGUGCUGGAUUUUCGUCAAAAAGAAAAUAUUUAUUUGGCAAAGUUAGCAUGCAGAUUAAGCUUGUAGAGGGCGACUCUGCUGGGACUGUCACUGCAUACUAUAUGUCAUCGGAUGGUCCGUAUCACAACGAGUUCGAUUUCGAGUUCCUUGGCAAUACCACCGGUGAACCUUACCUUGUUCAAACCAAUUUGUAUGUGAACGGUGUGGGCAAUAGGGAGCAAAGAAUGAACCUUUGGUUUGAUCCCACCAAGGAUUUUCACUCUUACUCCGUCCUAUGGAACCAACGCCAAGUUGUAUUUCUUGUGGAUGAGACCCCGAUAAGGGUUCACACUAACAUGGAACACAAAGGAAUUCCAUUUCCGAAAGAUCAAGCCAUGGGUGUGUACAGCUCGAUUUGGAAUGCUGAUGACUGGGCCACAAGGGGUGGCCUAGUGAAGACUGAUUGGAGCCAUGCCCCGUUCAUUGCCUCCUACAAAGGCUUCGAAAUUGAUGCGUGUGAGUGCCCAGUGUCGGUGUCGGCCGAUGAGAUUGCCGACAAAUGCAAAAGCAGCGGCGAGAAGAGGUUCUGGUGGGAUGAGCCUACAAUGUCGGAGCUAAGUUUGCACCAGAGUCACCAGCUGGUGUGGGUUAGGGCUAACCACUUGGUGUACGACUAUUGUUCCGACACUGCUCGGUUCCCCGUCAUGCCUGUCGAGUGUGAACAUCACCGCCACUAGUUGUGCGUGGCUUUUAGGGGCUCUUGGGUACAUUGUAAAAUACGUUAUAUGGCCUAAAACAUGUUAUCCCAUGUUUUUAUAUUUUGAUUCUCGCUUAGGUUUCUACGUUGUAUGAUAUUAUCCCAUAGUUAAUGGUAUAAAUCUUGCGG
Hibiscus syriacus is the source of this 1066-nucleotide messenger RNA. Its product is annotated as xyloglucan endotransglucosylase/hydrolase protein 9-like. Gene Ontology annotation, cellular component: apoplast; cell wall. The transcript is spliced from 4 exons. Gene Ontology annotation, molecular function: xyloglucan:xyloglucosyl transferase activity; hydrolase activity, hydrolyzing O-glycosyl compounds. Gene Ontology annotation, biological process: cell wall biogenesis; xyloglucan metabolic process. Bases 33 to 917 code for a protein of 294 amino acids. NCBI's taxonomy places the organism in Eukaryota, Viridiplantae, Streptophyta, Magnoliopsida, Malvales, Malvaceae. The record is from RefSeq and is a predicted model, not a curated record.